UUGGUUUUUAUAUUAUUUAAAUUAAAAUAAUCAAAUUUCUGAGUUGAAAUUUAUUUUUGUGUGAACGUAAAAAUGUUGUUAGCUAUGCGUCGAGAAACUGAACAUCACCAUCAUUCAACAGUGCCAACAGUAGCCGCAACAGCAACAGGUGCUGUUGCAACAUCAUCGGUAAAUUUAGCUGUAACAAAUGCCUCGGGACAUAAUAAUCAUAAUUUAACUUUGAGCACAAGUAAUGCCGGGAGUUCGGAUUCAUUGAAUACACCUUCUACUCCGUUGCUAAAUUUAGGACGUUCACCUUUGCAGUUUACGGCACCACCGCCGCCACCACCACCCAUUACCGUACAACCGGGACCACAAUUUGGUUUCUAUACACCUGCGCCGUCUGCAGCAUCGUCAUAUUUUCAUCAUUAUACACAUGCUGCACCGACAUAUGCACCCCCGACGACCAGUGUUGGAGUACAUGCUGCCUCCAAUGGCAGUUAUGUGGCCUCAUCUGAAAGCUGUAGAAAUGUGGCUGCCCCUAGUGAAGAAUUGGAAGAAUUUGUAGAUAUUUUUCAAGUACAACAUUUACUGUUAGAUCAUUCGGCUGCCAAUGGCAAUCAACCGCCACCUCAUAGUCUGAUGCCAACGAGCAGCUCAGCGCCUGCAACGGCUUCAGUUAGUUCGGCUCUUAGUACAGAAUCUCAAACUACUACUACUACAGCAACAUCGACAGCGUCAACGACUACUGUUACUAGUUUAGCAAAACCCCAACCUAGACCGCGUUUAAAUCUUCAGAAAGCUUCGGAGUACGCCGCACAACAUCAAGCUGAUUCACCCUCAUCACGCCGCAUGCUUUUAGAUUAUCCCAGUCCAUAUUUAUAUGGCAAUCAUUAUCAUACAUCCCCCAGUGAAGAUUUAGUUGCCCUUUGGUUUGGCAGCAAUGGCUCAGUUUUCGCUUUAAUAUGGAAAAUUUAUAAAUUUUAA
This is a messenger RNA of Lucilia sericata (common green bottle fly), 966 nucleotides long. RefSeq lists its product as uncharacterized. The record is from RefSeq and is a predicted model, not a curated record. The coding region runs from base 73 to 966 and encodes 297 amino acids. The transcript has 3 exons. Lineage: Eukaryota; Metazoa; Arthropoda; Insecta; Diptera; Calliphoridae.